AUGAAAAUGCUUACUAAAUUUGAGUCUAAGUCGACAAGGGCUAAGGGGAUUACAUUCCACGCCUCUAGACCAUGGGCUUUAGUUGCUUUGUUUUCUUCUACCAUUCAAUUAUGGGAUUAUAGAAUGGGCACAUUAUUACACAGAUAUGAAGAUCAUGAAGGUCCAGUAAGAGGUAUUGAUUUCCAUCCAACCCAACCAUUGUUUGUCUCCGCGGGCGAUGAUUCUACUAUUAAAGUAUGGUCUUUGGAAACUCACAAAUGUUUAUUCACUCUAACAGGCCAUUUAGAUUAUGUCAGGACCGUAUUUUUCCAUCACGAAUUACCAUGGAUCAUCUCUUGUUCUGAUGAUCAAACUAUUAGGAUCUGGAAUUGGCAAAAUCGUAAAGAAAUUGCCUGUUUGACUGGCCAUAACCACUUUGUUAUGUGUGCUCAAUUUCAUCCAACUGAAGAUUUAGUUGUUUCUGCUUCUUUAGAUGAAACUGUCAGAGUUUGGGACAUUAGCGGCUUGAGAAAAAAACAUUCAGCUCCCAGCACCAUUAGUUUAGAGGAACAAUUGAAUGCUUCCCAAAAUUUACUAGAUGGUGGAUUCGGCGACUGCGUUGUCAAAUUUAUUUUGGAGGGCCAUACAAGAGGUGUUAAUUGGGCUACUUUUCAUCCAACGUUACCAUUAAUCGUUUCCGGUGGUGACGAUCGCCAGAUUAAGUUAUGGAGAAUGAGUGCUACUAAAGCUUGGGAGGUUGACACUUGUAGAGGCCAUACCAACAAUGUCAAUUCCGUUAUAUUUCAUCCAUAUCAGGAUUUGAUUAUAUCUGUAAGCGAAGAUAAAACGAUUAGGACUUGGGAUCUAAACAAACGUACCCCAGUUAAACAAUUCAGGAGGGAUAACGAUAGAUUUUGGUUGAUUGCUGCCCAUCCUAAAGUUAAUUUGUUUGGUGCUGCCCAUGAUUCUGGUAUCAUGGUUUUUAAAUUGGAUAGAGAGAGACCACCCUUUGUCAACAACCAAAACCAACUAAUUUUCAUUAAUAAGGAAAAACAAGUCCAAAUCUUCGAUUACAAAAAGAAAAUUACUUCUCUACCACUAGUUUCCUUGAAGGGAGUGGACAAUACGUGGAAUGCUUUUAGAAAUAUUUGCUAUAAUCCAUCUCAACACUCUAUUUUGAUUAACACCGGUGAAAAUGACAAAUUUGCCUUAUGUGUAUUGCCACGCGAUGCUACAGGUGCAGUUGAACCAAGCAACUUGAUUUUCGACCAAGGUUCAUUUGCUACGUUUGUUGCCCGUAAUAGAUUUGUUGUAUAUGACAAGGCUUCUCAAUCGAUUGAAAUUCGUGACUUGAACAACAAAAAAACCAAAAACAUCAAAGUGGAUGGCGUUGUCAAUGACAUUGUUACUGCUCAGCCAGGUUCUGUUUUAUUAUUAAAACCUAAAAGCGUUGUUCAUUUUGAUGUCCAACAGGGUAAAAUUAUUUCUGAAGUGGAAGUUAAUAACGUCAAAUAUGUUUCUUGGUCCCAAGAUGGCCAGUAUUUAGCUCUUUUAAGCAAACAUACAAUUACAAUCGUCGACAAAAAUAUGCAGACUAUUACGUCAAUGCAUGAAACCAUUAGGAUUAAAAGUGCUUCUUGGGAUGAAUCUCAUGUUUUAAUUUACUCCACUUUGAAUCAUAUUAAAUACUGUUUAUUAAAUGGAGAUAAUGGUAUUAUCAGAACUCUGGAAAAUACACUAUAUACUACCCGAGUACAAGGUAAAUAUGUUUAUGCUUUGAACCGCAGUGGGGAAGUGGAAAUUUUAACCAUUGACCCAACCGAAUAUCGUUUCAAGAAAGCAUUGGUCAACAAGAACUUCCCAGAGGUUUUAAAAAUUAUCAAGACAUCUAACUUGGUUGGCGAAAAUAUUAUUGCUUACUUACAAAAGGCUGGUUACCCAGAGAUUGCUUUACAAUUUGUUCAAGACCCUCAAACAAGAUUUGACUUGGCUUUAGAAGACGGUGAUUUGAAUAUUGCCUUGGAGGAAUGUUCUAAAUUAAAUUCUCCAGAUGAAUGGGCUGUAUUGGGCGAAAAUGCCUUGCUGCAAGGUAAUGCUGGAUUAUCUGAAUUAGUUUACCAAAAUAACAAGGAAUUUGAUAAAUUAUCUUUUCUAUAUUUGGCAACAGGUGACAAAUCUAAGUUAGCCAAAAUGGAGUCCAUCGCUGAAAAUCGUGGUGAUGCAUCGAGUGUGAUUUUAAACACUAUUUACAGCAAUAAUGUCACAAAGAGAUCAGAAGUCUUUCACCGCUUUGGUUCUUUGCCAUUGGCCUACGCUGUUGCCAAGUCUAAUGGUAUUGAUGCCUCCUCUAUUUUAGAAGAGGCUUCCAUCGAUGAAUCCAAGAUUGUUUUGCCAGAUGGUAUUUCUAGUUCUAAAUUUGUAAAAUCAUCAACCUUAUCGGAACCUUUGACCGUUUGGCCAUUGAAAAAGACUGAUUUAUCCUAUUUUGAAAAAGUGGUUUUAGGUCAAAUUGAAAACUUAGAUUUACAAGGCAAUGAGGAGCAGCAGCAACAAGAAGAAGAAAGUAGUGAUGUUACCCAGGAGGAACCUUUGUUUGAAGAUGAAGAGCCUUUAGACAUUAAAGAUACCGCUGCCGGUGCAGCAGAUGAUGCUUGGGACUUGGGUGAUGAAGAUCUAGGUAUCGACGACGAAGAUGACUUUGCUGAUUUGGCAACCAACACCAAUAAAAUACCUGAUAUGGAUAUGGAGGAAAGCGAGACCUCUAUGGAUGAAUUAGCAAAAUGGGUACAAACUUCUAAAUUGCCGGCUGUUCUUGCCGCUGCUGGCGCGUUUGACGCAGCUGCUCAAGCUUUAAAUAAACAAGCUGGUGUAUACAAUUUUGAACCUUUGACACAGCGUUUUAUCGAUGUUUAUGAAUCAUCUAAACUUUACAUGACCGCCACGCCGGAAGAAUUGCCCUCUGUAACAGGUUACAUUCGUAAGGAUCCAGAAAACACAUCAGUUAUUUUGCCUUCGAUCCCAGGCAUUUCAGUUAUUAAUUCUAAAGUUUCUUCUGGGUUCAAAUUGUUUAAAGCUAACAAAUUGGAGGAAGCUAUAGAGAAAUUCCGUGAAGUGAUAUACACAGUUUGCUUAUUGAUUGUAGAUAACCAGGAGGACGAAGAAAAAGCGUUUGAGGCUUUAAAACUAGCAAGAGAAUAUAUUUUAGGUCUAUCUAUUGAAUUGAAACGUCGUUCUCUACCAGUUACUGACGUUAAGCGUAAUUUGGAAUUAGCUGCCUAUUUUGCCAAAGUUAACUUAUUACCUGCUCAUAGAGUUAAUGCUUUGCAAGUUGCAAUGACCCAAUCGUUUAAAAACAAGAAUUUUGUUCAAGCUUCGUAUUUUGCUGAAGAAUUCUUGAAAAUUGCUCCAUCCGGCCCUCGUGCUGAGCAAGCUCGUAAAGUAAAGAAUAGAGCCGAUAGUAUUGCACAUGAUGCACAUGAAAUAGAGUUUGACCCAUAUGCUAAAUUUGAUAUUUGUGCAGCUACGUAUACUCCAAUUUAUGAAGGUUCUCCGAGCGUGAUUGACCCAUUAACUGGAACUAAAUAUCAUCCAUCCGAAAAGGGUAAGAUUGAUAGAAUUUCAUUAAUUUCAAAAAUCGGUGCACCAGCCUCUGGUUUAAGAAUUCAUGUUUAG
Messenger RNA from Saccharomycodes ludwigii, 3651 nucleotides. It is a transcript of the gene COP1, whose product is annotated as coatomer subunit alpha. The record is from RefSeq and is a predicted model, not a curated record. Gene Ontology annotation, biological process: retrograde vesicle-mediated transport, Golgi to endoplasmic reticulum; endoplasmic reticulum to Golgi vesicle-mediated transport; intra-Golgi vesicle-mediated transport. NCBI's taxonomy places the organism in Eukaryota, Fungi, Ascomycota, Saccharomycetes, Saccharomycodales, Saccharomycodaceae. The transcript has a single exon. The coding region runs from base 1 to 3651 and encodes 1216 amino acids. Gene Ontology annotation, molecular function: structural molecule activity; protein binding. Gene Ontology annotation, cellular component: COPI vesicle coat.